GGCGUGCGUCAUUGCGCAGCGGCGAGUCCAGCGCAUAGUGGUUAGUGGGAAUCCGCUGACAGAGCACAACCGGUUGUUUCUGCAAGCAUAUGCAUGCGCGGAUCAGCAGGUGCUUCUCUUCACCCAAACUGGAUGGAAGUCACGGUAGAAACCGCACCGAUCUGAGAGAUCAAUCAUUACGGCACGGACUCCGUUUUUCCAGGAUGCACUGACAUGUGUGACAUGUUCACGGCGAACGGCACAUACAGAUAAACUCCACCUGGCGUCUCUACUCCUUUGGCAGCCAUGUCUUUCUCAGUAUCUGGAAGGACCGUGUUCACUAUCCUCCUCAUCAGCAGGUUGUUAGAGAGCUCGAUGCUCAACGCAGAAGUGAAGGAAGGAGAGAUUCUACCUCCUACCAUUCAGAGGCUGAUGAAAGGAUACAACAAGUACCUCAGGCCUUUCUUUGACAAUGGUCCUGUAACAGUGGGUAUGAGCCUGGACAUCGCCAGCAUUGACACCAUAUCAGAGAUCAACAUGGACUACACCGCCACCAUUUUCCUCCGCCAGCGCUGGACGGACGAGCGCUUGGUGUUUGAGGGCAACAAGAGCCUGAGCCUCGACGGGCGGCUGGUGGAGCUGCUCUGGGUCCCUGACACCUUUAUCGUUGACUCCAAGAAGUCCUUCCUCCACGACAUCACCGUGGAGAACCGGCUGAUUCGCAUCUUCCCCAACGGGACCGUCCUUUACGCGCUGAGGAUUACCACCACCGUGGCUUGCAACAUGGAUCUGACCAAGUAUCCCAUGGACAAGCAGACCUGCACGCUCCAACUGGAGAGCUGGGGUUACAACGUCAAUGAUGUCAUGUUCUACUGGACCAGAGGAAAUGAGUCCGUCAGUGGUUUGGACACCCUACAGCUGGCUCAGUACACAGUAGAGGACCACUACACAUCUGUCUCAGAGGCCGUUUAUGAAACUGGCAAUUACCCAAAGCUGGUCUUCCACUUUGAGCUGAAGCGGAGCAUUCUGUACUUCAUCCUCGAGACUUACGUCCCCUCCAGCUUGCUCGUUGUCCUCUCAUGGGUUUCCUUCUGGAUUUCGCUGUCCUCUGUUCCAGCACGUAUUUGUAUAGGAGUGACCACCGUGCUGACCAUGACCACUCUGAUGAUGGGAGCCCGGACGUCACUGCCCAACGCCAACUGCUUCAUCAAGGCCAUUGAUGUGUACUUGGGAAUCUGCUUCAGCUUCAUCUUUGGAGCGCUCAUUGAGUACGCCGUGGCCCACUUCUGUACCCUCACUCACAUGGACUCCCACAUGGUCAUGUACUCCCACCACAUGCACGACUUUGACGACGAAAUGAACGGCAUCAUCACCACCAUCUCCAAUCACAACAGGGCCAAGAGACGCAAGGAGGCCGCUGCCACCCCUACCCCGACUCCCGCCUCCCUAGAACUCACUGUCAGCCCGUCCAGCCCCUCGGGCAGCGAGCCUAAGCCCGAGGCGUCGCCCCCGAAGCACACACACUGGUGCCUCACCGCUCUGGCCACCGUCCGCAAAGUGCUCCGCUCCCUAAAUUGCUGUCACAUAGAGAAUCCCCACCACAUAGACAACUACUCCAGAGUCACCUUCCCCCUCUCUUUUGUCAUGGUUAACCUGCUCUACUGGAUAUAUUAUCUGUACUUUUAGCAUUCGCUCGAGUACAACAUGGGUCCCAGAGAGUGUGAGACGGAGAGUGUAUGUAGACAAGUGUAUUUUACUGUAUGUAUGUACAGUAAGUGUUAUUUAGGUGUGUUUUGAGAUGAGUGUGUAAAAUGUCUGCAUUUGGAUUCAAGAGCGAAGUAGCAUACUCGCACAGGGUUGUUUUUGGGGAAAAGUAAGGCUUAUGAUUACAGCUUCAUUUAUCACUACUUUAAAUUCAAUGUAGGCUGGUCUUCUGCCCAUCUGACACUGACUGGGUGAGAUUUGGUCAAUGCUGAUACACGGUAAAGAUAAUAGGAACUUUGCUUAUAAAAGGAAAAAAUGGCCAGCCUCUUCUUUUUGGCUAUGGUAUAUUCAUACUAUAACCAAAAAAGUAGAUUAGUAUAUCCAAGUGUAUCACCGUGAAGGGUGAAAACGCCGAAGAUGGAGCUGUAAUUUGAGGCUUUUUGACAGAAUAUGCUAGCAGUGCUAUGGGAGAGCAAAUGCCUGUUCCACUUUGAUUCUCUGUUGGGAAGGAAUGAUUAUCGAUACAACUUCAUCUUCUAUUUCUGCCUGCAGGUCCCUACCACAUUUAUAGAGAAAAAGAACAAAAUAUUUGAUGGGAGAAGAGUGAUAAAAAGAGACGUGAGCGAGCUGGAAAAAUAACUCAACAAGGAGAGUGUGGUACACAUUUUAAGCCAGUCUCCGUUUCUGCUCGUUGUUGAAAUCUCUCUUUUUUCUGUGUCCUUCUAUGACUUAUUUUUAAUUCACUGAGCAGUGCCGUCUCUCUUUGCCUGCAUUUCUUUUUUUUCGCUGACACUAUAAAUGUAAAGGUCUUUGAUCACUUCAGCUGUAUACUGAAAAUCUGGCCCGCAGUAUGACGACACUUGUCAUCUCACAUUGUACAGAAAUUUCACAAUAAGAGAAAAACUGUUCUUCAGUUUCACAAGGGAGGGAAUGAAACCAAAAUAUGUUAAAUAAUAAACUUCAUAGCAUAAUUAUGAUGUUAUGAAAUUAAUAUGCAUAUGCAUACAUAGAGUGCAAUAUAUAAAUAUGUUCCUGAAAUACUUCAUCAAAGUAAUACAAUUGAACUAGUUACUUAUUUCCAUUCAUUUCAUUAUUAUUAUUUUAUUUUAUUUUAGAAAUUUUUUAUCCUCUGUUUUUAGGGCAUUUUUCCAAAUUACACUUUUUAUUUCAUAAUUUCAUAAUGCAAAGUCUACAUAGCAGGACUCAGCUAAGGCUAACAUUACUAAAAUUUGACCAGCUAGCUCCUGCUAGCUUGAGCAACAACCAUGCUAAAGUAGUUCUAAAUCAACCUCCAUUGCAAAGAUACAGAAGGUAACCUCUCUUAUUUUGCUUAACAGGCUAUAUUAUGCUUCCUACAUAGCCAUCCAGCUAGCUAGCUAGCUAGCACAGGUUGUAAGCUUGGAUUAUUUACACGGCAUCACGCUAUAGUGCUAGCGUUAGCUACUAGCAGAUUUACCUUGGCAGUGUUAUGCUUCUUCUUGUUGGUUCCUCUAGCUAAGAGAAGCUAUAGCUAGCAAGCUCGCUGGCAGCAGAGCUCUGGUUGGCGGUUGGUUGUAAAUGCUAGCUCGUACCCAGCUAACAACACACGGACUGUUAUUUGAAGCCUGAACGUUGUAGUAAAUAAAUGUCAGGCCAAACGCAGCAUCUACCAAAUAAUUCAUUACAGGCCUACAAGAAAACGGGACUCACCUCAUAAGUAAUGAGAUGUAACCCUAACUCAAACUCUGUCAAACCCAACCCUUCAUAGCUAGCUAGCGGCUAACUUAACCCUUGUGUCGUCUUCCCGUUAACCAUGAACUUGUCCUUCCAGGUUAAAAUUGAAUAGGAUUUUUUUUGUGCUUUUCCAAUGUUUUCUUUUUCCUUUUUCUGAUUUACUUGUCACUUUUUACAUACUUUUGGCGCCUUAAAAAAAAAACCUGAGCUGGUUUCAUAAUAGGUUUUCUUAUUUUAUAUCAAAUUAAGGUUUUUAGUUAAAAAGGCAGAAAUUAGGAAUUAUUUUGACUAAUAGUUAAGAUCAGAGGAUGUUGAGUGGAUCACAGAUGGGUAGAUGUCAAAGUUUAAUGUUGUAUGGAAUCAUCCAUGUUAUUUUUGGGCAAUUUUGUUGAAAGAAAUCGACAUUUCUGAUAUAAAACACUUUGAAACGGGGACAACACAAGGGUUAAGUGUUGCCACCAGUGCAGUACGCCGGUUUCCUUCGAUAACUCGUCCGCUGGGUUCGGUCUACUGCCGUGGGUCAGGAUGGGGGCAAGGUAAAUGUAAUCAAAAAGUGGCAUUUUGGAAUAAAAUGCUCUAUAAUGACAACAGAAAUCCUAAAAAACAAUUUUACAACAAAAAAGCAUUUCAUACUAAUGGGAUAAGUUAAUAAAUUAUUUCACAAUUAAUGAAUUUAUUUAUAAAUGUGACGUUAUUGCAUGUAUUUAUUCACAUGAUUGUGAAGUUCAUUAUGUUUUUAUAUAUUCAGUUAAUAUUGAACAUUUGUAUCUUCAUGCUAACUGGGCAGGUGUAACACAACAUUCUAGAUACACAGAGCAGCAACACCUAGGCAUAAAGGUACUACAUGCAGUAAUAGUAAUAUUUGCAGUACUCUUUAUGGGCCGCUGGUAGUGUUUCUUACUGUGCUUUUGUAACACAUACUGUACGUAGGCCAAAAGCUGUAGUCAGACCUAAAUGUGCUAGACAUUGUAAAGUGAUUUGAAUAUGAAUGAAAUGGUCAAAAUAUUUCAACAGGAUGUCAUCACCUGUGCAUUAUCCAAAUGGAAAACGGCCUGGAUUUGCUACACUUGAGGUUUCCCUUCUCUCCUCAGUUUUUUAGGCUGUUGUCAUUUUUUUUGCCGUGUGAGUGUUGAGUAUUUCAGUUCAGGUGAUGCAGUGUGUACGCUACCAGUGAUGUGAACCAAAGAGCCAAAGAUCCAAUUUGAUUUCCUCUUUGUUUCCCUUUAGUUCCUCAACAAGGAGACUUCUGCAUUUCCAAAUGUUAAUAUCAUGUUUGUUCUUGAUAAAAAUUCUGAAAUAGCAUGCAGUCAAUAACCAGGUGAACAUGGCACUUUACAUUUCAGAUAAAAAACAGGAUUCAGUUUAAAAACAGAUAUGCAUGUUUAUUUAUUGCUGUAUUCAAAAUAACUGACUGUGACAUACACUCACUCAUGCAUUCCAAUUUUAGGAACGACCAUGCGACGAGUAUGAUCAGGAGCUGAAUUGGUAAUAUUUAUUUAUAAUUCAUUGUCUUUAAAACUGUUUAUGUUCAUAUUUGAUCUGUUAUUUCUCUUUUGUUUGAAUUUUCUUACCAACAUUUUUAAUUUCUCUUCUUGCCUGAUGAUAAUAGAAAAUGGACUUCUGUUUCUCGUCUUCCUGCAUGGUUAUCAAGUGCAACUUUUCUUUUUUCUGCUUUGCUUGGUUUGGUUUUUAGUUUAUUAUGAUGGAGAAUAAUCACCAUACAAUGCUCAGGUGAGGCUAUUGGAAGGAUUUGUUCUGUGACGGCCAAUGAUGCGACUUGGAUUUGGGGUCUCAUCUGGGUCCAAAUGUGAAACUCCUGUUCUACUUUUCAGUCAUUUUAAUCUUAUUGAAAAGGAAAAGUGAUCAGCGACAGUGUUCAUUUGCCUUUGAGCUGCGUCUGCUCAGUGGAAGUCGGUUGACCGAUUGAAAAGGUUAAUAUGAUAAAACACAGACUUUCAGUUAUUGUUCAAUAUACAGUAGCACCACAGUUGUAGCUUCUCAGUGAACACUACAAGAUAGGAAUGCCAUUAUGGAGCCAAAGAACCACAAAUGCAACCACAUAGGACUUUUUCUCACUCGGUGAUGAAGUUCAUUCAUACACAAAGCUCAAGAGUACCCAUUAUCCUAUGGCUCCACGGUUGCAACUUCAUUAUGGUGAGAAUAUAUUGCAUAAACAAAAAGGUAUGAAACUGAAUAUUAUGGAUAAUAUUGCCAGCACAUUAUGUGGAGCAACUUUUCAGCAACUUUGAAAUGGAAAAUGGCUACCGUUGGACUGCCCUUUCUUUUUCUGUUGUGGUAACCAACAACACAGUUCCUGGGAAAUUUUAAUGUGAAAUGUAUUUAUAUAUUGUACCAUGCUAACAUAGGGAUCGGUUUGCUUAACCUGUUGUAAAUAAAUGGUAACACUGUGCAUGUUUA
Messenger RNA from Etheostoma spectabile (orangethroat darter), 5814 nucleotides. It is a transcript of the gene gabrzb, whose product is annotated as gamma-aminobutyric acid receptor subunit pi. Bases 286 to 1665 code for a protein of 459 amino acids. The transcript has 10 exons. Gene Ontology annotation, molecular function: transmembrane signaling receptor activity; extracellular ligand-gated monoatomic ion channel activity. The record is from RefSeq and is a predicted model, not a curated record. Lineage: Eukaryota; Metazoa; Chordata; Actinopteri; Perciformes; Percidae. Gene Ontology annotation, cellular component: membrane. Gene Ontology annotation, biological process: monoatomic ion transmembrane transport.